Messenger RNA from Trichoplax adhaerens, 720 nucleotides. RefSeq lists its product as uncharacterized. The coding region runs from base 1 to 720 and encodes 239 amino acids. The transcript is spliced from 6 exons. The record is from RefSeq and is a predicted model, not a curated record. Lineage: Eukaryota; Metazoa; Placozoa; Uniplacotomia; Trichoplacea; Trichoplacidae.
AUGGAUGACGACGACAAUCGAUCAAGUAAUCUCAGACGAACUUAUUCGGCUCCUAUGCUUAAUACCAAUUGCCGCCAAGGUCAUGAUAAAUUUUUCGAUAGUAAUUUGGAUGCUCGACGUGCCUCAUCAUCAUACAAUCAGGCUGGUUUCUCCUCUUUUAAUUCCAAUAGCACAAUCUCGCAUGAACCUCGCAGGCCUUCUGGAAGGUUUUCACCACGAAUACACCAAAUUAAAAGGGAUGAUGUUAAAAAAGACAAUGAUAGCACCGACUCCACGUCGCCUUUAACUUUAAGCCAAGAGGAAACUAUGACUAUAUCCAGACCAAAUGUAUUAGGGAUAGAUAGCAGAGGUUCAACAUCUAGUCCAACUUGGCGUAAAAUAUUCCUCACUCGUAAGAGCUCCAGCCCUAUUACAGUGGGUUCGUCUAAUAGCAACAAGCGUAAAGGAGAAGAUUUUGAUAUAGAUAUGGAUUGUGGUCCAACAAAACGUCUCGCUAGAAUGUCUCCUGGGAGUCCGCAAGAUGAUCAUACAUUCUUCUCAAGCGUUCCUGCAAUCCAUCAGGGCUACUCAUUUGUUUAUCCAUCGCCUAACGCAACGAUAUCCCCAUUAGCUUUACCUACUUCUUCACCUUCAAUGAUAUCCUCAUCGACUUGGUCGCCUGAUAGUAACCUCAAUAGUGAAAGGGAUGAAAACGAUGCACAUGAUGAGAAAAUUUCGUAA